Messenger RNA from Telopea speciosissima, 1871 nucleotides. RefSeq names its product protein trichome birefringence-like 4. Bases 96 to 1796 code for a protein of 566 amino acids. Gene Ontology annotation, cellular component: Golgi apparatus. Gene Ontology annotation, molecular function: O-acetyltransferase activity. The record is from RefSeq and is a predicted model, not a curated record. The transcript has 5 exons. Lineage: Eukaryota; Viridiplantae; Streptophyta; Magnoliopsida; Proteales; Proteaceae.
UCAAUUCAGACCUGGAUUGGGACUUCUUUUCAACCAAUCCAGGCCUGAAAAUUUGUUGGUUUGUGGGUCUCAAGGCAAUUAACUUUUUGUGAUCAAUGGCAAAUGUUCCGGUGGAGCUCUCAAGAAACAUACCAUGCUCUCUCUCAAGAUCAAGAUCCCAGCGUUACGUAACCAUAGUCUUCAUACUUGCUCUUUUCCUCCUCGUAGCAGCAAUUCUCACCAAAAACUCCCCGGCCGCCGCCGCUUCAAAUCUUGCUUCUCGGCUUCUCUCCAGAUCAGGUUCCACUUUUUAUUUCUAUCCCACCACCACCACCACUACUUCCUCCUUGGAAACCCAUAUUGAAUCUCCCCCUAACCCACAAAGCAACCAUAGUCAUGUCGAUAGUAAUAUAACAACAACAACAGCUAGUGUUGUUCAUAACAACACAAAUAGCAGUAGCGAUGGCAAAGCUCCCAAUUCAAGAAAGACAAAGAUCCCUCCACAGCUACCAAAGAAGCACAGCGAUGUCAAUGUCAAUGUGCCUUCCCCUUCCCCUUCGCCUUCGCGUUCAUCUCCGUCAUCGCCUUCGCCUUUGUCUUCGCCUUCGACUUCACCUUUAUCUUCAUCUUUGCAUUCGCCUUCACCUUUGUCUUCGCCUUCGACUUCACCUUUAUCUUCGCCUUCACCUGCCACAUCGCCUUCGCCUGCCCCCGCCAUGGAAGUUGAAAGAUCAAAGACCGAUGUGGUUAAAGACAUGAAAUCUUGUGAUAUAUUUGAUGGUAACUGGGUUGUCGAUAAUGGACCCCCUGCCUACCAACCUGGUUCAUGUGCAUACGUCGAAGAAGCCUUCAAUUGCUUUGAAAAUGGACGGGUAGAAGAUAAUUUCCUCCGAUAUCGAUGGCAACCACGUCGGUGUCAAAUUCCAAGGUUGGAUGGAAAAGAGAUGUUAGAUAUGUUAAGAGGGAAGAGACUGGUUUUUGUAGGUGAUUCAUUGAAUCGGAACAUGUGGGAAUCUCUCGUCUGUUUUCUAAGGGAGUUUGUGAUGGAUAAAAAAACAGUUUUUGAAAUUUCAGGGCGGGUUGACUUCAAGACCCAAGGGUUCGAUGCCUUUAGAUUCGAAGAAUAUAAUUGUUCAGUCGAGUUUAUCCGAUCACCAUUCUUAGUGGAAGAAUGGGAAUUCACUGAUAACAAGACUGGAGCUCGGAAGGAGACGCUUAGGCUCGACCAAAUUGAAGAGUCGAAGGCCUUUAAAUACCAACAUGCCGAUGUGCUAAUCUUCAACACAGCCCACUGGUGGACGCAUCCAAAAACUACUGAGGGCAAGGAUUACUACCAAGAAGGUAAUCGGGUAUACAGCAAGCUCCAAAUGACAGAAGCAUAUACAAAGGCCCUACACACUUGGUCUAAAUGGAUAGAUGCUAAUAUUGAUGCUAACAAAACCACAGUCUUCUUCCGAGGUUACUCAUCUUCUCAUUUUCAAGGAGGGCAAUGGAACUCCGGAGGGAGUUGCGAAUUCGAGACAACACCGAUAACAAAUGAUUCUUACCUUAAACCAUACCCUGAGAUUAUGAAUGUGUUGGAGUCUGUUCUUGGGGAGAUGAGAACACCAGUGUUAUACCUCAAUAUAACAAGAAUGACAAAUUACAGGAAAGAUGCCCAUCCAGCAAUUUUCAGGGAUGCCCAGAAUCAUAGACAACCAGGAAUGAUACAAGACUGCAGCCACUGGUGUCUUCCUGGAGUUCCAGAUGUCUGGAAUCAGAUGCUUUAUGCCCUUCUUCUCACAACCCAUCAUAAUCCCCAAUACAAUUCUUCUUGAAAUUUUGCUUUUCUAAGAGAUUCUUUUUGUAGUUUUUGUGUAUAUUCUAUUACUUUAAUCAUAAUUAUAAGUGAA